UGUAAAUUGAUUUCGCUAUAUUAACAAGAGAGCUUAAAAUCCUUGAACAUCCGCAUAAAUAAGGAAAGAUAUGGAUUACACAGAAGGCCCUGAUGAAAUGGAGUACGAAUCAGAGGAUUCCUCUGAUACUGAAGAAGAUUUGGAAUGUUGUGACGAGGAAAAGUAUUCGCCGUUGAAGGCAAAAGAGAACAAGGGCAUGAAGUGCUAUAGGGUUUUGAGCUUUCAAGACAUCUGUGAACAACGGGAGAAAGCCAUGGAGUCUGUUUCAUCCCUUUGCUGCAUAUCUCAAGCCGAGUCAAGGGUUCUCCUGCAACAUUUCAAGUGGAGUGUCGCAAAAUUGCAGGAUGAAUGGUUUCUGAACGAGCAGAAAGUGCGAGCAGAUUCAGGAUUGUUUCACAAGGCUUCAGUAAAACAGCUUAGGGCUGAUGAGCAGUUAUACUGUUCGAUCUGCAUGGAUGCCCACUUCAUUGCUGACAUGAAAGCCCUUGCUUGUGCCCAUUAUUUCUGUAACAGCUGUUGGGUGAACUACAUUCAGAUCUCAAUUAGGGAAAAUGGAAUUGGGUGUAUCAGUUUGAGAUGUCCUCAGCCAAGAUGUGGGGCUGCUGUGGGCGAAGAUACUGUGCUCUGUUUGAUUACAGAGGAACAGGACAGAACAAAAUAUGGGCAAUUUCUUGUUAGAUCUUAUGUUGAGGAAAACAAAAGAAUCAAAUGGUGUCCUGCUCCUGAGUGUGAGUAUGCUGUGGAAGUGGAGAGUGGAGAGUGUGAGUAUGAUGUGACCUGCAAAUGCUCUUAUAAUUUUUGCUGGGGCUGCUCAGAGGAGAUGCAUCGUCCUGUUGACUGUGAUACUAUUAGAAAAUGGGUCUCCAAGGACAAGGGCAGUGCAGAAACAGAAAAAUGGAAACUUGUUAAUACAAAGCCCUGCCCAAAAUGUGGCCGUGCAAUUGAAAAGAAUCAGGGUUGCAUGCAUAUGAGAUGUGUGGCUCCAUGCUACUUUGAAUUUUGUUGGUUAUGCCUUGGGGAUUGGAAAGUCCACUAUAAUGCUGCUUGCAACAGAUUUCAAGUUGAUGAAGAGGGGAUAUGGUCAGUUGAGAGAGAGGCCAUUAAACAAUCCUUGGAGAGAUACAGUCAUUAUUAUGAACGAUGGGCAGCCCAUGAAAAAUCUAGGCAAAAAGCACUGUCAGAUCUGAAGCGUAUUCAAAAUCUUCAGAUCAAACAGUUGGGUGACAUGCAACGCUCAACUGGGUUGCAUCUUACAUUUGUGACAGAUGCAUGGCUUCAGAUUGUUGAAUGCAGGCGUGUGCUCAAGUGGACAUAUGCUUAUGGCUAUUAUCUUUCUCAAGAUGAAACUGGCCACAAGAAUUUAUUUGAGCACUCCCAAGCUUAUGCUGAGUCUUCUUUGGAACGACUUCAUCAGUGUGCUGAGGAAGAGUUGCAGCCUUUUAUUGCAAGCGAAAAGCCUCCAAAAGAAUUUGAGGAAUUUCGUAGCAGGCUUAUUAACCUCACAAAAGUCACUGCCCAGUAUUUUCAGAACCUUGUCAAAGCUCUGGAAAAAACUGAGUGAAAGAAGACUUGAAAACUAAUUAAAUGGGGGUAAGAUUAUGUACGCCUAGGGGUUCUAUUGGAAAGAAAAAAUAUGAUGUUCUUCAUUGUGCAGAAACCUUUAAAAAUAAAGUUUGUAUAUGAUUUCAAUAUAAUUUUGAAGUGCAGUUUGUAAGACUAAUUAUUGUACAAAUUAUAUUCAUAAGUUUCUGUUAAA
This is a messenger RNA of Cryptomeria japonica (Japanese cedar), 1756 nucleotides long. RefSeq names its product probable E3 ubiquitin-protein ligase ARI8. Gene Ontology annotation, molecular function: zinc ion binding; ubiquitin protein ligase activity; ubiquitin conjugating enzyme binding. Lineage: Eukaryota; Viridiplantae; Streptophyta; Pinopsida; Cupressales; Cupressaceae. Gene Ontology annotation, cellular component: cytoplasm; ubiquitin ligase complex. Gene Ontology annotation, biological process: positive regulation of proteasomal ubiquitin-dependent protein catabolic process; ubiquitin-dependent protein catabolic process; protein polyubiquitination. The record is from RefSeq and is a predicted model, not a curated record. The coding region runs from base 71 to 1561 and encodes 496 amino acids. The transcript has a single exon.